GUGACGUUUUGGUCAUUUUCUGUCAAACCGUAGGAAAGAAAAGAAAAGAAGAGGGAGGAGAAAGAAGAAAAGUUGGGGAGUGUUAAACCACAUUUUCAUUGAAAAAGAAAACAGCGAGCGCUGUCCUCCUACUACACUCUUGCAUUUUUGCUCUCAACUGUUUCCUCUUCAAGAAAAGUUGCAUGGUGUUCGUCGGCCAAUAAUAGUCAUGUCUCAUUAGGGUUUUGCUUUAGAACAGAGUUGGAUCAAUCCAUCCGGCAAUUGACUGGCAAUUGACUGUUUGAUGUUCACUCAAGAAAGAAAAGUAUGGGCGGCGGUACCCGUAACGCCGCCAAGAAACGGUAAGGGCAAGGCAGUGGCUUUUGCGGAUGACCACGUUCCUCUUCCUGUGGGGCUCUUGAGUGAGAAUGCUCAAAGGAAUUUGGGAGAUAGGGAAAACAUUGACGAUUGGAGGAGAUUCAAGGAAGUUGGAUUGCUAGACGAGGUUGCAAUGGAAGGCCGCGACCGCCAAGCCCUGCUCCUAAAGAUUGCCAAGCUUGAAAAAGAGCUUUUUGAUUAUCAGUAUAAUAUGGGGCUUCUAUUGAUUGAGAAAAAUGAAUGGACAUCCAAGUAUGAUGAACUUAGAGAAGAACUUGCAGAACUACAUGAAUCUCUCAAACGUGAGCAGUCUGCUCAUUUGAUUUCCAUUGCGGAAGUUGAAAAGAGAGAAGAAAAUUUGAGAAAUGCUUUGGCUUCUAAGAAGCAAUGUAUGGUUGAUGUAAGAUCUUUAAUUCUCUUGUACCUAUUCUUCCUUGCACUAUUUGUAUUUUCAAAUAUUUUAACAGCUUCAUAUUUCUUUUGCUUUUUGUCAGAAUAUAAUUUGACUGUAAUUCUUAACAUACCCAAC
Messenger RNA from Nicotiana tabacum (common tobacco), 886 nucleotides. The record is from RefSeq and is a predicted model, not a curated record. NCBI's taxonomy places the organism in Eukaryota, Viridiplantae, Streptophyta, Magnoliopsida, Solanales, Solanaceae.